GCUCUAAAUUAAUAGUGUACACACAAUGUUUAAACGUUGCUUCAAAAAUUUUGUAGAAAUACUUUUUGUUUACCGUAGUUAAUUGGUUUUUACAAUGCUAAACAAACUUUCGCUGAAAAAUACAGAAGUAUCGCUACGACCAAUUCAUUUAAAAACUAUUUUUGUAAUGCAUUUACUGAAAUAUUGUUUAUGUGUUUUACGAUGUUAGAAACACAUAUUCAACCAGUCAAGGACUGAGAGUGUAACUGUUUAAAAUGCUAUCUAGAACUCAAGAUCAAAACCCAUGAAAAGCUGAUCAUAAAAGUUAUCACAAUAAUAAUACAAAUAAAUAUGAAGCGAACCGACAACUACUGUGUGGACUUCAAACAUGUAUUUUAUAGACUCUCAAUUAUUGCCCUACUCAGUUUGCGACUGCACUCUGUAGACUGCGUCAAGGAAAUGCCGGCACAGGGGUUCUUCCCCUCAAAUGACAUUGUUGCCCAGUUUUACCUGCCGUCUAUAUCGACGACAUCAAAAUCCAACAAUGGAAAUCGUAGUACAGAAACUGGUGGAAUCUCUCAAACUAAAAACUAUUUUACUCAUCUCAGUUUUGAUCAUAAGCACAAUGUCUUGUUUGCGGGAGCCACAAAUAAAAUACUUAAACUUAACGAAAAUCUUCGUGUGCUGUCUGAAGCUGUAACGGGACCUGUAAAUGAUUCACCGCAAUGCCACGCAGGAGGGUGUCCGGAGGAUAUAGAGACAUCGCUGGUCAACAAUUACAAUAAAAUUCUUGUAGUAAGCUACGCCAACGAUGGAAUUCUUAUAUCUUGUGGUAGCAUUAGACAAGGAGCUUGCGAAAUUUACAGUCUGCCGCGGUUUCCAUCUACGCCUCAAUUUUUUGCAGUACCAUUGGCUGCUAAUGAUGAAAUCGCAUCCACAUAUGCGUUUGUAGGUCCAGCAAGAUAUUCAUGGAAAGAGGAAGACAUAUUAUAUGUGGGAACCACAUUUACAAAUGUUGGGGAUUAUCGUCACGACGUACCAGCUAUUUCAUCCCGUCGCCUUGAUGACUUAAACUAUGCAGAGUUUUCAAUACAGCAGUCAAUUAUAAACAUAGAUGUCAAAUAUCGGGAUCAUUUCCUAGUUGAUUAUGUUUAUGGCUUUAAUUCUUCUGAAUAUGCAUACUUUAUUAUUGUUCAAAAGAAAUCACAUUUGGCAGAUGAGGCGGGUUAUGUUACCCGUUUGGCCCGGAUAUGUAUAACAGACCCUAAUUACGACAGUUACACUGAAAUUACUGUUCAGUGCACUGCAACUGAAAACAAUAUUGACUACAAUAUACUACGCGAUGCAAAGUUAACACCUGCUAGCCAAAAGCUAGCUCAAAAAAUGGGUAUAAAAAAAGACGAUCACGUAUUAGUAACAGUAUUUUCCCCUUCAAAAGAGAUAAGUAAUCAGCCAGAAAGUAAAUCAGCAAUGUGCAUUUACAGCAUAAAAGAUAUUGAAGACGUGUUCAUUGAAAACAUACAUUUAUGCUUUAACGGAACAAUAAAGGAUCGAAACUUGGGCUAUAUAUCGGGCACCAUUAAUGAUGGCAGAUGCCCAGUAGUCGGGUCGCUCGGUAACAUUUACAACUUUUGCUCUGUGGGACUUAAAAUAAGCGGAGUAUCUCCUAUCACUAGCCAUGCUCUAUUUCACUUUGAAAACGUAUCUGUUACAUCGGUGACUGCUACUUCAACAACUGAUCAACAACAUUCUCUUGCUUUUCUUGGAACAGACAUGGGAGUAAUUAAAAAGGUUUUACUGUCUGGACAAAGUCCAGGUGAGUACGAAGAAAUAGUUGUUGAUGCUGGAAACCGCAUACUUCCCAAUACUAUGAUGUCUCCCAAAAAGGAUUUUCUUUACGUUCUAUCUGAUCGAAAAAUUACAAAGCUACGAAUAGAGCACUGCUCUGUUUACACUAACUGUUCAGCUUGCUUGGAGUCUCGAGAUCCGUUCUGUGGAUGGUGUUCUUUGGAAAAACGAUGUACUGUGAGGUCAACUUGUCAGCGAGAUACUUCUGCGUCGCGCUGGCUUUCAUUGGGAAGUGGACAGCAAUGUAUUGAGUUUGAAGCUAUAAUACCAGAAAAAAUACCAAUUACUGAGCUAACUCACCUACAUUUAAUAAUUCGAACGUUGCCCGAACCUUUCAAUGCAAAAUACCGUUGUGUUUUUGGAAACUCCACUCCCAUUGAUGCGGAGAUUUUGGACAAUGGACUUGGUUGUGCUACGCCUCCACUUGAUGAAAGACCGGAAAUACCAACUAAUACUGACCACGUAUUGGUGCCAUUGUCGGUGAGAAGUUCGGAGACAAAUAAAGACUUUGUGUCAAGAUAUUUUGCCUUUUUUGACUGUUCACAUCAUGGAAAUUGCCAAGAAUGUGUUCAAAGUUCUUGGGGUUGCAACUGGUGUGUUUUCGACAACAAAUGCGUCCACAAAACGUCUCCAUGCCGUAGUAUCGAAAAUGCUAUAAAUGCGGUUGGGCAAUGCCCCCAUUUAAAAAACAAUCAUCCGGCGAUUCUUUUACCGGUGCGGGUGCCCAAAGAAAUUAGGUUAGAAAUUGAAAACUUGCCAAAACCAAAAAGUGCCCAUGCAGGUUUUUUAUGCACUAUACAUAUUGAAGCUGCCCAAAUGCUACUACCUGCUCACAUCGAGUCAAACAAGAUUGUAGUUUGUGAAAAAACACCCUAUUUCUACGAGACCAAUACUCAUGAGUACCAGGCAAAGGUUGUAGUUACAUGGAAUUUCCAGCACUAUGUGGACACUGCAACUAUAACGUUGUACAAGUGCGACGUACUGGGCUCUCAUCGAGAUCAUGCUGAUUGCAGUUUGUGUGUGACUCGUGAUCCAAAAUACAAAUGUUCCUGGUGCAGCAACUCAUGUGUGUAUAAUGAAACAUGUAUGGAAGAUAAAAACUCUAUAAACGGUGGAUCUAAAUUGGCUUUAGAAAACGAGUGUCCUUUGCCUAGAAUCGAUAUUAUCAAGCCAUUAUCGGGUCCUAUUGAGGGUGGCACUCUUAUUACAAUUGAAGGAAGUAAUUUGGGGAUUCGCGAAGCAGAUGUGCGUGGAAAGAUUUUUAUAGGGACGGUUCCGUGUGAACUUGUGUCUUACCAAAUAUCUGUAAAGAUUGAAUGUCGCACUACAGCAACGAUGUACGAAAUGUCAGCACCUAUAAAGGUUGCAAAUGAUGCUGGAUAUACUGAAUCAAGUGUACAAUUUCAUUUUAAAAACGUGAUGUUAACAGGAUUGUAUCCCUCAAUUGGACCCAGGUCGGGGGGAACACAAUUGUCAAUCAUCGGAAAGUUUUUAAAUAUUGGAUCAACUAUGCGCGCAUUUUUAGAUGAGUAUGAAUGUUAUAUAAACUUUACACAAGCUUCGUCUACCCAAGUAAGCUGCACUACAUCUGAGGCGACUCAGCCAGAGCCUAUACGAUCUCUGCAUCUAAUAAUUGAUGGUGCAAACCGAACAUUAGAAUGCCAAAAUUCGGCGCUGAGCACUACCAACAAAAAUCCGUCACGAAGUAAUUUUGGUCAUCAAUUUCGUACACCACUGCGGCAGCCGUGUUCUAUUUUUAACUAUACUCAGGACCCGCGAAUAAUGCAAAUUAAACCCUUACGCAGUUUUGUAAGCGGAGGUCGCGUUUUAACUGUUCAUGGAAUAUAUCUUGAUUCAAUUCAAAAACCUGAACUAGAGGUUUUUGACAAUGAACGAGUUAACAAAACUUCUUGUGUUGUCGUUACCUCAAAUCAAAUGGAGUGCCCAUCACCUCCGGUGAAUUAUAAAUUUCAAACUUUUAAAAAUGCCAGCAGAAUGCUGAAUUCGGAAUUGGACUUUAAAAAUGCUUCUCUGACAACAGAGAAUUGGUUUAGUCAUAGGCAAAAGCGAAGAUCAGACUUUAUGGAUAACUUUCACAUUUACACAACUGGUGAAACUUCGCCUAGCUACUUAGCUGAGAAUAACAUGGAUGUCACAACUUUUGUAAAGGUCCAUGAAACUCAACUAAAUUUACAACUUAGUUUUGUAAUGGACAAUGUUCAGCUUGUUCGGGAUUUGACAAAAUAUUUUCAUGAUAUACGAAGCACUAUAGUUUACUUAGCUGAUCCCAAAUUUUUGCCAUUCCCAAAAGAUGGAAUCAAACUGUAUAAGGGGGACAGUCUAGUCAUAGAGGGUGAGCUUUUAAACUUGGCAGCAGAUGAAUAUGACGUCAAUGUAACUAUUGGAACCGCUCAAUGUAAUAUUACCAGUUUGGCACUCACCCAACUUUUAUGCAUUCCACCGGAGCAUCAACCGCUCCCAACAGAUGAAAAUGGUAUCGAUCAAUCUCUUGAGUUACCUCUUGUUGUAGUUAAAGUGGGACGUAACCUUCGUUUUGUUAUUGGAUAUUUAAAGUAUGAUUUAAAUAAACCGUAUGUUUUCUCACACGCUUUGUUUGUGGUUUUGUUGACGGUGGCAAUCCUUGUAAUUUUUCUGGUAAUCGUACUAAUAAUAUUCAGAAGGAAGUCUACGCAAGCGGAACGGGAAUACAAACGUAUUCAGAUACAGAUGAUAACAUUAGAAAGCAAUGUUCGUUCUGAGUGUAAGCAGGCAUUUGCCGAGCUUCAAACGGACAUGACCGAUCUAACGGCAGAUUUAGAAAGUACCGGAAUACCAACGUUAGACCACGUGAACUAUAUUAUGAAGGUCUUCUUUCCGGGGGUAUCGGAUCAUCCCAUUUUAAAUUCGGAGAAAUUUCGUGGAAACAGCCCACAUACGAACUAUGACGCUGCAAUGGUGCAGUUUGAACAACUCAUUGGAAACAAAUAUUUCUUACUUAUGUUUAUUGAAACCUUAGAGGCUCAACGGUCGUCCUUCUCGAUACGCGACCGAGUUAAUGUUGCGUCGUUACUUAUGAUAGUUCUUAUGAAUAAAAUGGAAUAUGCCACGGAGAUCUUAAAGUCUCUUUUAUUGCGUUUAAUUGAUAAAUCACUUGCUAGCAAGCAUCCUCAGCUAAUGCUACGGCGCACUGAAAGCGUAGUUGAAAAGAUGUUAACCAACUACUUAGCAAUUUGUAUGUACGAUUAUCUCAAAGAGUACGCUGGAUCUAAUUUAUUCUUGCUAUUCAAGGCAAUUAAGCAUCAAAUUGAAAAAGGUUUGGUCGAUGCAAUAACUAACGAUGCUCGUUACUCACUUUCCGAAGAACGUCUUUUGCACGAACAAAUAACCCAUUCAGUUGUAAUGUUACAUAUUUUACAAGAUGAUCUUGAUGAAAAAGUCCAAUGUCGAGUAAACGAUUGGGAUACUAUUUCACAAGUAAAAUUAAAAAUUCUUGACGCAAUUUUUAAAAAUACUCCCUUUUCUAUGAGACCAUCUGUGCACGAAGUGGACUUAGAAUGGAGACACGGACGAGGAGGUCAUCUCACGUUGCAGGAUGAAGACUUAACAACAAAAACAGUUAAUGGUUGGAAACGCCUUAACACACUGGCUCAUUACGGAGUCAAAGAAUCGGCCGUAAUGUCACUCAUUGCAAGACAAAGUGAUAAUUACCAUAUACCCUAUGGUAAAAACCAAAAUCAUGCACCAUACCAUAAUUUUUAUUUUAUAAAUAACUCGCAAAGCCAUAUUAUAAUGAAUAAUGACAUCGAAUCAGGUUUGCAACAGCCGCGACUUUACCAUCUUGUUAAACCGGUUAUUCCUGAUCAUUAUAUGAACAUUAAAAACUCAGUUUUAUCUGGAGCGUCACCAGCAUUGCAAUCAUCGCAUUGCGUAAAUAAUUGUAAUGAUAGGGUUAACAAAACAAUACCAGAAGUAUACUUAACACGCCUGUUGGCUACUAAAGGAACUAUACAGAAAUUUGUUGAUGAUUUCUUCUCAAUUAUUUUAACUGUAAAUGAGGAGCUACCACCUGCAGUGAAAUGGCUGUUUGAUUUACUGGAUGAGGCAGCGCGUCGUCAUGAUAUUGCUGAUACUGAUAUUGUGCACGCUUGGAAAUCCAAUUGCCUGCCCCUUCGAUUCUGGGUUAACUUUAUAAAAAAUCCAGACUUUAUAUUUGACGUUAAUAAAACAUUUUGUGUGGAUUCCUGCCUAAGUGUCAUCGCCCAAACUUUUAUGGAUGCGUGCUCAACCGCUGAGCACAGACUUGGAAAAGACUCUCCUUCCAAUAAGUUGCUUUUUGCUAAAGAUAUUCCCCACUACAGAAUUAUGGUGAAGGAGUUUUACCGCGACGUGUCAAAGCUUCCACAAAUAAGCGACCAGGAAAUGAGUACAGCUAUGCAGCAACUAUCUAUAAGGCAGAAUGAAGAAUUUGAUACAAUUUCUGCUUUAAAAGAGUUAUAUAUAUAUAUAACAAAAUACAAGGGUCAGAUUAUGGAAGCUCUAGAAAGUGAUAUAAAUUGCCGGAAGAUGCAACUUUCCAGAAAAUUGGAAAACGUCGCUGGUACCCUGGACGGCGACGGAAUAUCUAAUUGCUGACAUAAAGAUGACGCGUUAGGAUUUGUUUGGACUUUCAAAUAUAUAUAUAUAUAUAUAUAUAUAUAUAUAUGAUUUUUGGUUUUCAACACGGUCAAUAUUGAUUAGUUGUCACUUGGAAUGCACUUUAAACUUUUUAUUAAAAAAAAUGACUGGCAUAAAUUAUAGAGAACUUAUCAUUGUAAACAUUUUUAUAGGCCCUGAAAAUCGUGUCCAAAAAACAUGUAUGUGCAAAAAGCAGGCUUUGUAAUCUAAGAACAAUUCCCUUCCGCUAUAAUUACGAAAAAAAUACAACGUUUUUUCGAUAUUAAACAAUU
Molecule: messenger RNA, 6773 nt
Organism: Drosophila ficusphila
Lineage: Eukaryota; Metazoa; Arthropoda; Insecta; Diptera; Drosophilidae
Gene: PlexB
Product: plexin-B
Biological process (GO): semaphorin-plexin signaling pathway involved in axon guidance; motor neuron axon guidance; regulation of GTPase activity
Cellular component (GO): semaphorin receptor complex
Molecular function (GO): protein binding; semaphorin receptor activity
Source: RefSeq, a predicted model, not a curated record